This is a messenger RNA of Neopsephotus bourkii (Bourke's parrot), 893 nucleotides long. RefSeq names its product ephrin A4 (gene EFNA4). The record is from RefSeq and is a predicted model, not a curated record. NCBI's taxonomy places the organism in Eukaryota, Metazoa, Chordata, Aves, Psittaciformes, Psittacidae. Gene Ontology annotation, cellular component: plasma membrane. The transcript has 5 exons. Bases 184 to 801 code for a protein of 205 amino acids. Gene Ontology annotation, molecular function: ephrin receptor binding. Gene Ontology annotation, biological process: ephrin receptor signaling pathway; axon guidance.
GGCCCGCCCGGGGGUCCCGGUGCCGCCCCCACAAGGGUUAAUGGCGCUCGGCGAAAGUUGCCGGGCGGUGGCGCGGCGCGGAUUGGCCCGAAGUUGCCGGGGCUGGGCCGGGCUCCGCCGUGCCGGGCCUCCUCCGCCCCCCGCCCGGCCCCGGCCCCGCCGCCCCCCGCCGCCGGCGGAGCCAUGCGCCCCGCGCCGCUGCUCGGGCUCCUGCUCUGGGCGCCGCUGCUCUGGGCGCCGCCGGUGCGCAGCCCCCGCCACAGCGUCCACUGGAACGGCAGCAACCCCAGGUUCCUACGGGACGACUACAGCAUCCAGGUGGCCAUCAAUGACUACCUGGACAUCUACUGCCCGCACUACGAGGGGUCCGUGCCUGCCGGGCGGGCAGAGACCUUCACCCUCUUCAUGGUGGACUGGGAGGGGUACCGCGGCUGCUACGAGACCCCCGGCGCCUUCAAGCGCUGGGAGUGCAACAAGCCCCAGGCACCCUUUGGGCCCGUCCGCUUCUCUGAGAAGAUCCAGCGCUUCGCCCCCUUCCCGCUCGGCUUUGAGUUCCAGCCGGGGGAGACGUACUACUACAUCUCCGUGCCCAGCCCCGAGAGCGCCGGGCGCUGCCUGAAGCUGCGCGUCUCCGUCUGCUGCAGAGGCACCACGCCGGAGCCGGUGACAGAGGUUCCCAAUUCGCAGCCCCGCGGGCGCGGGGGCCCGGAGGACGCGGAGCCCGGCCACAGCAUCGCAGCCCCGCUGCAGCCCCGCGCCCUGUGCCUGGCGCUGCCGUUCCUGGCCCUGCUCUGGAUCUGACCCAUGGCAGGGACGCGGGUCCUGUGCCCCACCGCCCGCUGCCAGACUCCUCCUCCAUCGCCUCCCUUCUCCACCCAAGCCCGCCGGACUUC